Molecule: messenger RNA, 2380 nt
Organism: Fusarium odoratissimum NRRL 54006
Lineage: Eukaryota; Fungi; Ascomycota; Sordariomycetes; Hypocreales; Nectriaceae
Product: DNA polymerase alpha subunit B
Exons: 2
Coding region: 1576-2295 (239 amino acids)
Source: RefSeq, a predicted model, not a curated record
GUUCACUGUAAACAAAACAAUAGCUCAUACGUAACCACAACAAUGCCGGCCGCAUUUAUUACAGUGCCGCUGCCCUCCUCUCUGCCUCCCUCUUCACCUCUGCACUAAACCCUUCAAAGUUUCUCUUCGCACUUCUUCCUAUAAUCCAACCCGGCUUCCAAAGAAACACAAUGAGACCGUGCCAAUUCUCUCUUUGCGUAAACGUCGUUCCUCCAGGAGUCUUUCUGCUCGCUCUCCAGCUAAACUCAUGACGACCUGAACGUAAUUUGAGAGAUCUGAAAGGAAUUACUGACGAGGAGAGUGGCUGUGAGCUUUGCAUCUUUGACGUCGACCUUCAUCUUCUCCAUCGGCAUCAAGUCAUCGAUCUUUUUGGAUGAGACUACUGGUUCGAUGGACCAGCUGCUCCAUUCUGGGAAGCGAGGAAAGUCUUUGAACUAUAUGCUAUUAGAUAUAGGUCAAAGCUAUCCGGUACUGCCUUACAAGUAAUUUGACGACCUCAACUGGAGCAUCGAUCUCGACUUCGACAACCAAGGAUGCUUUUUGGCCCAUGAUCACGGUGACUUGAAACAGAAUUAGCCUGUGAGUAUCAUUCGUCUAUUAUAAUCUCACGACACAUGCGAGAAUGUUCAUGGAGUAUCUGUGAUAUAUGCACCUCAAGAAGCGGACUUGUCGGACUUUGCCUUGGAGCAGAGUGUCAGCGGAGGUAAGAUAUCGGAUUUCGGGUAAGCUGACAGGAAGAAAUGAGCAAUUUCUCAAAAUGGUAGCUCCUAGCACCUGAGAUCCUGCGAAAGAAUUGGCCAUGCUGCAUAUGUAUCACGAGUUGCGAUGCUCUCCUUGCCUCGUGACCGAAUGGAGGAUUCGGCCAUGGUGACUUGACCUACAUGAUGCGCGAAUCGUUAAUGGGAAGCAUUAUCAGCGCAAAGCUCUUUGCAUACGAAACGAGCCUGAAAUCUUGAUAAUUGCUGGCUAAGUUGUCGAGAUAGUCUAUGUCUCUUGUCAUGCGCUGUGCAAUGUUCAAUUUGGUGGACAAGGAAUCACGGCACGGCAGUUGAUCCAGCUGCGACUCCGGAACCUACGGAAGUAUGUCGAACUACCGACCGCACUUUGCAGCGUUUUUGUUACGCACAUCUCACAGCUUCUCCAGCGAACAAUAUAUUUAUGGUGCAAUUUAGUUUAUGUAGCGGGCAGCUUUUGUGUGGCCUCUCACUACGUUCAGAUUUGGUCGAGCUCGUUCGUGAAUUGCAAGCUCAAGCUUAAUCGGGAUGCGGGGUCAGCGGCCGAUGGCGGCGCGGGGAGGUUCAAGAUGAGAUAACCACCACCGCCUUGAGGCGUGUGCGCUGUGGAAUGGAAUGAGAAGUAACAUUUCACAUGAAAUUACCAAUAAAUCAUCUUAAUUGAGUUUGUUGUGCCGCUACAGUGAUCCACGUGGCUACCGAGAUGCCGCGUUAAACAGAGAGGGGGAGGAACCUUAUCCACCAGAGUCUUACAAGGAAGCUAUAUGCUCAAUGCUACUUAAAUCUUUACGUCGCCAACUCUUCAUGAGCAUUGACCUCUACCAAAUCUACAACAGUCACAAUGGCACCUACGGAACUCACCCCGGAGCUAUCCCAGCUCUUCCAGAGCAUCGAAACCCGCUUCAAAGACACACAUCUAGGCGACGAGCGCUGGUAUCUCCUCGUCAUCGCCUGUCUUUCCGCCAGUCCCGAUCCCGAAUCUGCAGCAGCUCUAUACCAAUACCUCACCCGCCAGGAAGUCUACCAGAGCAGCGGAUCGCGUCAAGCUCUCGUACGACGGCUUCGCGAAGCCCUCAUCAAGACCACCAUCCUCGUGGGCGUGUGCAAGCCCCUCGAAGCCAUCCUGUCAAUCAUGAAGGUAGAGAAGCCCGAGGACCGAGACUUUAGCCAAACGCGCGACGGAUGGCAGGCUGAUCAAGCAAACCACGACCGCGGAAUCGAUUGGUUCAAGAAAGUGUAUACUCGAAACGCGGGGGAUACGAUGGGAUUGUUUGACGCGCACAAGGAUUUCGCAUGGGUCUCGGCGGAGAUCACAUAUGGAUUGUUUCUAUCGGAUCGGCAAGUCUUGGACGAUACGGACACGCAGCUUGUGGUGCUGCCGGUGAUCAUGAGCCAGAAUCUCCCGCUGGAGACGCAUUGGCAUAUUCGGGGAACGCGGCGAAUUGGGGUGUCGAAGGAGGAUGUUCAAGUCAUUUGGGAUAGUGUCAAGGAAGUGUCAAAGUUCUUUGGGGUCGAAUUGCACAAGGUGCCGACGGUGGACGAGGUUGAGCCUGAUGUGUAGACUGGAACAGACAUCGACGUCAUGGAAUAGAUCAAUAUAUACAAGGAAAAAUAGAUCAAUCAUGGACCAGUACAUCACAUUGCAC